Messenger RNA from Setaria italica (foxtail millet), 1351 nucleotides. RefSeq names its product endonuclease 2. The transcript has 9 exons. The record is from RefSeq and is a predicted model, not a curated record. NCBI's taxonomy places the organism in Eukaryota, Viridiplantae, Streptophyta, Magnoliopsida, Poales, Poaceae. Gene Ontology annotation, biological process: DNA catabolic process. Gene Ontology annotation, molecular function: nucleic acid binding; endonuclease activity. Bases 330 to 1196 code for a protein of 288 amino acids.
GAUAAAGAGGAAACGCUCCCAUGGAUGCAGCAGGCCGGCAGCGGCGUGCAGCUCCGGUUCUUUAAUGCUGGCUAGAAGUGGAGAGCAGUCUGAACACGGUCUGCAGAUUUCAACGAGGUGUGAGCGCGAUGUGCCGAUGAGCGUUCAUCGCCCGUAAUCCGACAGGGAUAUCCGACAUUUGUGAUUUGUGCCGUAUCUCCAUCCAGCCGACCAGUCCUCAUGGCAUUCCCGUUUUAAACCCCCGCUUUGCUGCCCAGAUCGAUCCCUCACACCGUGUCCAUCUCCGUCGUCUUCUCCACCUUCGCUUCUCACUUCGUUCCUGGCCCAGGAUGGAGGCGGCCGCGACGCUUCCGCUUCUUCUUCUGCUGCUCCUGGCUGCGGCGCUGCCGGCUCCGUCGCACGGCUGGGGAGUCGACGGCCAUCUCAUGGUCUGCCAGAUCGCACAGGGCCGUCUGAGCGGCGCGGCGGCGGCGGCGGUGAGGGACCUGUUGCCGUCCUACGCCGGCAACAACCUGAGCAGCCUCUGCUCCUGGGCCGACGACGUCAAGUUCCGGUACCCCUGGUCGUCGCCGCUCCACUACAUCGACACCCCCGACGGCCUCUGCAACUACAGCUACGACAGAGACUGCAAGGACGAGGACGGCGUCAAGGGCCGGUGCGUCGCCGGCGCCAUCAACAACUACACCACGCAGCUCCUCACAUACGGAAGAUCUUCUGCUCCCCAAUAUAACCUGACGCAAGCGCUCCUGUUCCUUUCACACUUCAUUGGAGACAUACACCAGCCACUUCAUGUGGGGUUUACCUCUGACAGAGGAGGGAACACCAUCGAUGUCCACUGGUACACAAGGAAGACUGUCCUUCACCAUGUUUGGGACGCCAACAUCAUCCAGACGGCUGAGGACGACUUCUACGGCGACGGUGUGGCGGAUUAUGUCGACACGCUGACGAAAAACAUAACGGGAGAAUGGUCGGAGCAAGUGCCUAGCUGGGAAGAAUGCGGCAAGAACCAGACUGCAUGCCCGGACAUAUAUGCAUCUGAGAGCAUCACCGCAGCAUGUGACUGGGCGUACAAGGGUGUGGAUCAAGACUCGACCCUUGAAGAUGCCUAUUUCUCCACCAGGCUGCCGGUCGUCAACUUGAGGCUAGCGCAGGGCGGCGUUCGAUUAGCUGCUACUUUGAACAGGAUAUUUGGUUAACGAUGGACGUUUCUGUACAAGAGGAUAAAUUUAAUUUUUGUUUCUCAAGUUUGUGUCACAAUGCUUUGAGUUAUACACUACUAUGAUGUUUCCAAAAAAAAAAAGGUAUUUACGGGUGCAUGUGCAUGUGCUGAAAACAACAUGCGAAGGAACAA